UUUCUAUGCCUCGUAAUAGAUUGAGUAAACAAAGAACCUGUGAAAAUUUAAAAGCUUACAAAAUACAACAAAGCAAGUUCGUUAGAGUCGCACUCUCAUUAUGGAAUUCUUGAUAUUAACUUUGUCAUCAACACUAACAAGUUUUCAAGAACGGUAGAGCCAUUGUUUACUGACAAGUUUCAAACCUUCUCAAGUAUCAUACUUGUUAAGAACUAAGGACUAAUAAAAAAUCACAGUCGCUGUGAAUUUUCUACAUUUUUGAGAAAUAUCACAAUGACAAUUUAUGCUGCCCCGUGGAUGCAUACUUGCUCAGACAGACCACUUUUUACACCCUGUUGAGGUUGCUAUUGAAAAGUAUAUACAUCAUCCAAGCAUACAAAAUAUCAAGGAAAGGGUAAAAUAUCUCUCUCUCUCUCUCUCUCUCUCUCUCUCUCUCUCUCUCUCUCUCUCUCUCUCUCUCUCUCUCUCUCUCUCUCUCUCUCUCUCUCUAUCUAUCUAUUUAACUUGCAACCAGUCAUCUUGAAAGCAAGAUUUGCCCGCAUGAGGUUGUGAAAGACUAGAAGCUGACGUCAGUUGAUGGAACUGCAAAGUGCAAAACAAGUCCUGUGUUCUGCAUCUCGUUAGUGUUAAGGCACUAUGUCGUGUUAGUUAACCGUUCUGCGAUACAUUGAGACUCUUGCUUUUUGAUCAGGUACGUAUCAAGAAGUCUAUUGAAUGCUCCAAACGAGAGAGAUUUUGAUGUGGUCAUCGGGAGACGAUUUAUUGUGGGAAGACGAUUCUAGAUUUUUUAAAGGGCUGUGAUUUUUUUCAAUUUGCAUGAACCAAUGAUAAAAUGCAUCAACCUUAUGGACAAAGUUUCAAUCUCAGUAGUUAUAUAUCAUAAUUGUAGCAUAUAAACAAGUUUCAUUUUCCUUCUCCUCGCGACACUCUUUCUAGAUUUUAUUCGCCUAUUGAUUCGAGACUUGCUUAUUCCAACAUGUGCCCUGAUGUUCCUACCACAGAAUCUAUUAUGCGAAGUGAAAUCAACGUCAUCAAUUUUAACUGCGUUUGUGCAAAUAAUGUAAAAUUUUGAAAGCCAAUGGAACUUCAAACAAAUGCUGGCCCGUCUCCCCGGCCAUUCAAAAACAUUUCAUUGUUUUCGAUCUAUCAAACAUAAAUUCCAUGGAGAACACAGCUUUUGUUUGCUGUCAAUAGGAAAACCAGGUCUAUUAGAAUAUUAUUUGUUUGCCAUUUUUGUUAAAUACCCUGAGUCAUAGCACUGCUGCAUUGGACCAUUGCAGAAUGAAGAUGCUGCAUCUUGCUGUAUUUUGCCUCUGCACGACGCUGGUGCUUGGAAACGAGAUUGUUUACCCAUUUGCUGUAAACAAUGGAGCAGAAAGAAGAGAAUUGUUCACUGGCAAGAGUCAGAGUGGUGCACCUCACGCCGAUGAAGUGGUGUUUCAGUUGGACAGAAAAGACGGCCCGAUGAUUCUAGAGAUGAAAAGAAAUGCUGGAUUUCAUGCAAAGAAAAUUGUAAUGAGAACAUUUGAAGACGAUGGAACGCCAAAGAUUGAAAAGCAUUCACCUGAUGGUUGCUAUUACAACGGAAAAGUAGCUUACAAAGAUGACUCAAAUGUUCUAUUGGAUACAUGUGAUGGAUUAAGAGGAACAAUUGAAGAUGAAGGCAAAGUCUUUAGCAUCGAGCCUCUCGAGAAUGUAAAGGUCACUGGUGCUCAUGUUAUUCGUGAAGUUGUGCCUGAAAAAGAUGAUCUCAGCAAACGGAUGCUUGGAAUCAACCCUUUCAAUAAUGAUUUUGUGGAAGUGGAGAAUGAUGAGAGUUAUGACACUGUUUCGGCGACGAUGGAUAAAGCGAGUGAUGAGCAAAUAGUUUCAAAGCUCGUUCCAGAUGUUGAUCCUGUUUAUGCCAAGUAUCCUGCUACCAACAAGACACGCUAUUGUGAGAUGGUCCUGGUCAUUGAUAAUGCCAUUUAUGUUAAGUACAACAGAAGCAAAGAAAUGGUUCUUUCAAGAAUGUUGAGGAUGAUGCAAGCAGCAGACAGAGUAUUUGCAGCUAUCAAUGUUCGCCUCGUUUUGGUAGGCAUAGAAAUAUGGACCGACAAAAAUAAGAUCCCUUACCACGUUUCUGGUGGUGGGCAGUUGACUUUAUUUAGAGAGUAUGUAAAAACGAACAUGGCUAGCCUUGUUAGGUGUGAUGCUGUACAUUUUAUGAGUGUUAAAGGAUGGGAAGGAUAUGUGGUGGGGACGGCUUAUGUUGGAGACAUUUGCGGCAGCCUUCCCGCUACUGCCGUAAACAAGUGGGUAUUCCACACUUUGACUGGGACCCAUGAUGUAGUUACGCAUGAACUUGGUCAUAAUUUUGGUUUUGGACAUGAUGCUCCAGCUUGUAAAUGUUUGACAUCACGAGGAUGUAUGAUGGGUGGACCAGAAACCCGAAGAGUUGGAUUUUCUGACUGCAACAUGAAGAUUUUCUCGUCAAGAUCAUAUCAUUGCUUAAACAACUACCCAUUCGGAUCAUUGGAUAACGUGUGUGGCAAUGGCAUUAUCGAGGGCUCUGAAGAGUGCGACUGUGGAUCUCCAGAGAUGUGUAAAAAACACGACAAGUGUUGUGAACCGAAUGGAUGCAAACUGAAACGGUCAGCUCAGUGCAGUGAUUUUAGCACUCCUGACUGCUGUGAUAAUUGCCUGUUUAAAUUGCAAGGAACACUCUGUCGCAGAUCGCAAAAGGACUGUGAUCUGCCGGAAUAUUGUCCUGGAAAUGCUGCUACGUGCCCAAAUGACCUUUAUAAGACUGAUGGAUUUCAGUGCAUCGAUGGAGUUUCGAAAACAAUGUCCUAUUGCUACAAAGGCAAUUGUAUGGAAUCAAGAAGCACACAGUGUAAAAAUCUCUGGGACCCAGCCACAAAUUCUGCCCAUGACUCCUGUUGGCAGAAGCUGAACACAGAGGCACAAGGAUUUGGAACCUGUGAUCCUUCGACUAACAAAUCUUGUGCAGCGCAGGACAUAUUCUGCGGGCAGUUGCAAUGCUCUUCACCGAAUUUAUUGCCUUCAAAUGAAAAGUAUGGCACUGUUUACAAACAAUUCAAUCUUAAUGGAAGCGUAUGCAGUGCUGCGAGUAUAACAAUACCAGGCUCUGCAAGCAACGAUGAAGUAGGCGAAGGAAUGGUUGCUGAAGGAACAAAGUGCGGAGAUAAUAAGAUGUGUUCUAAUUACAAGUGUAAAUCAUUUUCGGAGCUGAAUAUCACUUCAUGUGGUCUAGUCAACGGAGUUAGCUGUGCUGGUAGAGGAAUUUGCAACAACAAAGGUAGAUGCCACUGCAAUGGAGGAUAUGAUCCAAAGACAAACUGUGAGAAAGUUUUGACACCUGAUGACGGCAACUGGGGUCAGUGGAAUCAAUGGUCCUUGUGUUCUGCGGCUUGCGCUGGUGGAAGGAGAAGUAGAUCAAGGUUUUGCGACAGCCCUUUUCCGGCACACGGUGGCAAAACUUGUCCGGGCGUAGGAUACGAAGAAGCAGUUUGCAACUCAGAACAAUGCCCAAAGGCAGGAUCAUGCAAACUUUUAAUGGGAAAGUUCAAAGCAAGUGGUAAACAAAUGGUCGAUGGAGUCUAUGAUAUAACACUGCCUGAUGGUUCACUGAUGAAAAUGUAUUGUGAUAUGACACGUGAUGGCGGUGGAUGGACAUUGGUUGUAUCCAGCCAUACAAACGACUGGACAACAUCAGAGAUGGUGAGAGAAAGAAAUAAAGAUCAGCCAAACAUGUACAAAGAUUAUUCCAUACUGAAAUAUGUCGAUCAAAUCAAGGACAACUACAAAAUUGACGAUAAAAAUUUCGAGUAUAGAUUAGAGGCACAUAGAAGAGGGCAGUGGGGUGGCAUUUGGUCAGCUCCUACAUCCUACAGAUUAAACGGCAUGUCCCCUUCACAAACAAAUGUCAUUCUGCUGAAGAGAUUUAACAAUUGGUCAUACAGUGGGAUAGGAAUAGCCCAGAGAAUGCCGUACAUUAUUGGAAACAGGUUAACAAUGCAGACAAACCAAUGGGGGUCAAUUACAGGGAAUAUGACGUGGUAUCACCCAGCACCUUGGAUUGAUGGUCAUUUAAUGGAAAGGAAACCAGAACACAUUUGGUAUUGGAUUCGUGAAGGGAAGCACAGCAUCCCAACUUCAUGCAUGAAAAUAAAGUUACGCUCUCUAACACAUGGAAACAAAGCAAAAUCUGGACUUUACGAGAUACAGAAUUUGGAAGGAAAGAAAGUUUUGAGUACUUUCUGUGAUAUGGAAAGUUUUGGCGGUGGAUGGACACUGGUUUUAAACAAAGUUUCAACAGCUGGUUGGACCAAAGAGUCGACUCUAUCAAGAAACACCGACAAAGCCUCGAAAGAUAAUGAUUAUUCGAUUUUAUUUCAUUCUCAUGAAGUUAUCAAUCUUCGAAAAGAAGAGACUAAAUUUCAGUAUAUGAUUGAGGCUGACGGAGUGAAAAAAUGGGGCGGUGUUUUUGAAGGACACAACAGCGAUGGACUGAUAGCAUGCACCCCGAGUAAAUUUAAGCCACGACUCAUUGAGAAAUUUGACAACUGGGACGAGCAGAAAAGCAAUUUGAUGUCAAGCAAUCCAUAUGUGGUUGACAACCCUGCUUCGUAUUUGACGACAUCUCGAAAAAUAUAUCCUGGAACUGAUGGUGUGCUUGUCUCUGAAACAGACUCUAACUUUAUAAAAGGAUCUAUGGAGAAGCCGAGAUUUGUCAGAUUGUGGAUCCGUGAAGGCUCAAGCCAAGGUUCAUGCAAUCAGAUAAAACUGGGAGGUGAGAGAAACGGUGCAGUGUACAAGUCUGGUUAUUAUACUAUUGAGGCAACUGGUGCUAAUAUUCUGACAGUAUAUUGUGACAUGGAGUCGGGCCCUGGAGCGUGGACUCUUCUGGUCACAAGCACAAGCAACAAAUGGACCGCGUCACAGGUUCUUUCCCGCAAUGAAGAUUUUCCUUCCACCUCGAAUGAUUAUUCAAUCUUACACGUUGCAGACAGUAUUAAGGAUUUAUCAAACAACGCCACAUUCAAGUACAAAUUGGAAGCACACACGUUUAAUCAUUGGGGUGGUAUUUGGGCUGCACCAAAAGAAUACACAUUCGUGAGUAAAUCAAACAAUCAGAACAAAGUUACGUUGUUGACUCAGUUUGACGACUUGCAGAGCAGUGUGAAAAACCGAAUGCCUUGGUUGGGAAAUGGAAACGGGUUGCUGACGACAGCAGAAUAUUCAUCCAGCUACUGGUGGGGAACAAUCGUAGCCAGUAACGAUGAAUACAGACCAGCUCCAUGGAUAUAUCCAAUCAUGAGAAACCCUGGUACAAUCUGGUAUUGGGUUAAUGAAGACGAUUGCGAUCCGGAUCGCAUGCCAGUUGAUGGUAGCCUGACAAAAUGGAGUAGUUGGACACAGUGCACGUCAUUUUGCUCACAAGGAACACAGGAGAGAUCAAGAUCAUGUACUGCAUUGAAACCAAGAUGUGGUGGAGCCGUGUGCGAUCCGAACAAAGCAAGAAGGGAAAUUAGAAAUUGCACCGGAAAGUGCCUGUCGAGUCCAAUUCGUAGCUUCGAUGAAAAUCACUGUGUUCUGCCGGAGACUGGAGGCUGCAGCCCGGAUGACUCUACUGAAUUGAUUUGGAAAAGUGGCAGUGAGAAAUGCGAUCUUCCGGAGGCUCAGUUUAUUUUUGAUCCAAGUCAUGGAAGCUUUGUUCACAAAUGCAGCGGAAAAUCUGUUUGUCCAAAGGGAGACGUUCUGCAUGCAACCCGUUUGCAAAUAAACUCAAAUUGUCCGAAAAUGGCCUUGAAGAAACGAUUUACAAGAACACAGUUUGGAUCAAUUCAUUUCGAUCACGCCUGUAUUCACCCGAUGAAAGCAAUGCCUGAAGACAAUAUGAAGCUGCAUUUCUGGAGCGGCUGUCAUGGAGAUAGGCUGAAACUGAGUCUAUACAAGAUCGAACAUGGUCCAGUUCAUGCAGACGUUUGGUUCAAUCUAAAUUUUGUAAAUUUGCGUAUGACCGACUUUACAAGCGACACAAGAUUUCCAAGCAACCCAACAACAUCUGGAUACUUGGACAAUUUCGACUCUCCUUAUUCUCUUGGCAGUAAUUACGGGUUGCGCCUAUGGAGCUACUUUGCAGCACCAGAGAGUGGAAUGUAUACAUUCUAUGCAGCAUGCGACGACUUUUGUCAGAUAUUCCUCAGUCCUACUGUUUACGAGAAAGAUAAGAAAAAAAUCAUCGAUGUACAAGGCUGGACAUCACCCUAUCAGUAUGACAAACGAUCGAGUCAGAAAUCUAUAAAGAUCCAGCUUGAGGCAGGAAAGCUGUAUUACUUGGAAGGACUUCUCUUGGAAAUGAGUGGUGGUGAUCAUUUGAGCGUUGCUGUCGAUCUUCCAAGUGGAAAGAAAUUGAUCCCGCUUUCGUAUUAUUAUCUGAGAGCCAAGGCUGAGUCUUGAGAUGGUUUACUAAAUUUGGCCAAGAAAUCAUCAAAUGACAUUUCAGAAGUUUCUUUUCAUUUAUCGUUUUCAUUUCUAUUUUAAUUCUUAUUUGGGAGUGUUGAUUGAAAAAGCAAUGUAAUCAUAGAAUAGAAAUGGGUAACUGUUUGAUAUUAUCUCAACAGUAAUUAAUGCUGUAACUUUCAAAACAAGUUUUGAUUGUCACUGUAAAGCCGAUUGGUAAAGAUUAUAAUCAAGAGUUCUAAUAUUGACAUGAUAAAAGUAUUUUUUUCCUCUUACAAA
This is a messenger RNA of Rhopilema esculentum, 6747 nucleotides long. RefSeq lists its product as uncharacterized. The record is from RefSeq and is a predicted model, not a curated record. Gene Ontology annotation, biological process: proteolysis. Gene Ontology annotation, molecular function: metalloendopeptidase activity. NCBI's taxonomy places the organism in Eukaryota, Metazoa, Cnidaria, Scyphozoa, Rhizostomeae, Rhizostomatidae.